CCCGAGCUCUACGACUCUCGAUUCAUAUCUCGGCCAGAGAGGCUUUGGACACAGAGUUACAGACGCUCUUCUACAAAGAUAGUUAAAUCAAGUCUCGUGCCCCGCAUUGGCAUUCAUAGUGGAGGCAGUAUCGCCAGGAUGGAUCUGAGAUAGACUUCAGUUCUGUUCCGAAUAUAUGUGCGAUGGGACAUGGGUCUGGGGAUUUGUUUUAGCAUUGGUUUCUUGUCUAUUAGCUUUCAAGUCGCAAGCAAAAGGUCUACAUGAACAAUUUCACAGGGACAUUACAAUAUCUACCCUUGCAAUGAAAUCUGCCAUGCUAUCCUCACUCAUCGAAUUCAGUUUGCAUUGUCUAUGCAGAUAUUCUCCCCCGGACCGUGUACUCGGGGGAUUUCUAGCAUCAUGCAACUCGUCGAUAGACUCGAGCGAUGCAGUAUUUGCAAACAAUAGGGGAACACACUUAGCACCAUACAGGAGACACAUUGCUCGAUGCAAUAGAGCUGUUGCGCAUUUGCCUUUGUUCUCAUCCUUCGUUUCGGUCAUUCUGUCUCUAGAUUGGCUGCCCGCUAUUAGCAACGUUCUUAUCCAUAGGCAAUGAUAACCUGCCCGGGUCGUGUAUCAACAGGUGAUGAGGCUUCGCAACUCUGGUGUGUUGUGCGUGAUGGGCUGUGGAACCCACGGUUUAUCGAGUGAUUGUCAGUUUGCUGCGAAC
Messenger RNA from Ilyonectria robusta, 709 nucleotides. RefSeq lists its product as uncharacterized. Bases 176 to 595 code for a protein of 139 amino acids. The record is from RefSeq and is a predicted model, not a curated record. Lineage: Eukaryota; Fungi; Ascomycota; Sordariomycetes; Hypocreales; Nectriaceae. The transcript has a single exon.